AUGGCGGAACUGCUUGUGUUAGCAGACAAUAACAACAACAACAAUACUCUAGUCAUUAACACGACCGCCAUCCCUAACUGUCAUCCUCUUCUUCUCAACCUCACUCUCACCAAUCCCUCUCUCUUUCGGAGUCAUGAUCUCCUUCGCUCCGUUUCCGAUUGGACUUCCAUGUGUCCAGACACUUACAUUUCCAUGGCACUCUCUUUAUUUGUCUUACUUGGCUAUCUACUCACCUUUUUAUUGGCUCUGAUUGGAAUUAUCUACAAACGCACAAGUCAAAAUAUUGUCGCUCGGAAUUUUAUUUUAUUACUCUUCACACUCUUUGCUGAAUGUUUAUUUGUCUUGCCCAUCACUUUGAGAAUUAUUGUUGGAAAGAGUAUUUAUCCGUGUGUCAUUCCUUCAUUGAUUUUCUUUAUUUUACCUCCAAUUAUAGCAUUGCCGACUAUUUUGAGAUUAUUGAGAGUGUAUGGAAUGUAUCGAUUGAAUUUGAAGAAGGCAAAUUUCGUUGCUGGGAGAGGGAGUAGUGCUUCUGAUGAAAGAAGUAUGCAUAUUCUACAGGGAUUGGAGGAUGGAGCUGUCAGUCAUCCACACAAAGAAGUUCAAAAAGAUGAUGAAAAUAAUCAAAUCGUUUUGGAAAUGAAAGAGCAUGAUCAUGUACAUCAAGAAAUUAAGGAUCCAGAAUCGAUCAAAACCAAUCAUCCUCAAACGUCAAACCAUGUCAACAAGGAUUCUGAACCACAGCUCAAGCGAUUGUCUCUAUUGACCUCUCCUCACUUUAAGCUUUUACAAUUACUCACCAGUGAUAAGAUUAUUUUUGUUCUUUCGAUUGCUGCUUUACUCAUUCACAUUUCGUUAUGGGCUAUUUUUGGUGGAAUUCAAGAAGGAAUUCACAAUUCGAGUGGAAAUUGGUUUUUUUUGGCCACGAGUUUUUUUGAAGUUAAUAAGGGAUGUGGAAUUAAGCCAAAUAUUUUCAUUGUGAUUGGAGUAGAGGGAGGAUUUUAUAUUGUUAUAGAAAUUAUUUCAUUGAUAUUAUGUAUCAGGGCAGAUCGUGAUACUUGGAAUGUGAAAAUUGAAAGUUUGGUAUUUAUUGGUGUUCAAGCAACAAGUGUCAUUGCGUACAUUGUUCUGGGAUUUAUUCCAGUGAUUACAACAUUGGUGGAUUAUUUUGCUCCAUUUGUUCUAAUUUGUGCAUUAAUGCUUUGGUUUGAAUGCACCUAUUGCGUAUUAUUGCCGGUCUGCUACGCCAUUCUCGAAGAUUGGAAAAAAGCAUCCAAGAAUGCAGCUUCCGAGAAUACUGUGUUAAAAUUAUUGAAAAACAAAAAAGCCUAUGAAAUGGUGAAGGAUUUUGCACGUAGAAGUUAUUGUUUGGAACCAGUGUUAGCGUGGGAAGAUAUUCAACGAUUCAAGUCAUUGAAAAAGGAGAAACGACAAGAGUUCGCCUUGAAAAUUAUUGAGAGAUACUUGAAAGUGGGAGCUGUGAUGGAAUUGAAUACAUCUGGAAUUGACAACAUUAGAAAUUCAAUUCUUGAGGCAAUGAAUGCACAGAGUGAUCAUGAAAUUAGUGUGAAUUUGUUUGACAAGGUUGAAACCGAAUGCAUGUUAAAUAUGACCGAUGUGUUGGUGAGAUUGCGAGAGAAGAAUGAGUAUAUUCACUCCUUAAUGAAAGAAUAG
Molecule: messenger RNA, 1671 nt
Organism: Naegleria lovaniensis
Lineage: Eukaryota; Heterolobosea; Eutetramitea; Acrasida; Naegleriidae
Exons: 1
Coding region: 1-1671 (556 amino acids)
Source: RefSeq, a predicted model, not a curated record